Leptosia nina is the source of this 843-nucleotide messenger RNA. Lineage: Eukaryota; Metazoa; Arthropoda; Insecta; Lepidoptera; Pieridae. The record is from the annotation of a GenBank genome assembly.
AUGGCGUGCAAAGCAGACUUUUUGGGUGAAGAACGAACACGUCGUGCUACUCUAAAACCUAUUUCAACAUGCUGUAAUAUACCAGAAAUAGGAGAGGAAGAACCAUUAGCCGAAUGUUCCAUUCCGAAGUUACCAGGACCCUGCAAUGACGUGCAAUGCGUGUUUGAGAAGUCUGGUUUUCUCAAUGACAAAUACAGCUUGAACAAAGAGGCUUAUAAGAAACACUUACUAAAGUGGCUAGACAGUCAUGAAGAGUGGAAGGAUGCCAUCGACAAAGCUAUCAAGGACUGUGUAGACAGAGACCUUAGACAGUAUUUGGAUUAUCCCUGUAAAGCUUAUGAUGUAUUUACUUGUACAGGAAUCGCUAUGCUGAAGGGUGUCAUUCCUGAUAAUUCAGGUGAAGCACUUUGUGGACGUCCUCCUGUAGACAAACCUUUUGAGUGUUGUAAAUUACCAGUUUUGUUCUCCGACGAAGAUCGCGCUGAGUGCGGUUUGCCAGGUCGCGAAGAACCUAGAAAAGGACCACCUGAUUGCGCCAAAAAUAUAUGCAUAAUGAAGAAGAAAAAUUUAAUGAAAGAUGACGAAAACCUCGACUUAGAUGCAGUCUCUGCAUUUUUAGACAAGUAUACAGAAGAAAACACUGAAUUUAAAGAAACAGUAGAGAAUGCGAAAGACAUUUGCCUUAAGGAAAAUUUACCUGGACCUCCCGGAAUAUGUGGGCCUAGCAAAGUGAUUUCUUGCUUGUUCUUUGAAGUUUUCCAUAACUGUCCAACCUGGGAGAAGAGCGAAAAGUGCGACAAAUUAUUGAAACACAUUAACCAGUGCAGAGCGAAGUUUGUGUAA